UUUGCAGAGAAGGGGAAGUAUGAAAAGUUGUCAUGGGCUAAGGCUACCAGCAGGCCUGCAUAUUGUCAGUGGAAUUAAUCUUCAAAAACAAAUGUUGGACAGAAGGAAUCGUAGUUUCAGGUUGUUCAUACAACUAACGGGAGAACAUUGGACAGUAUGCAAACAGUGUUGGAAGAUGAACAAGGAAAGAAUGAGGAGCAGAUGGGAGAGCAUAAAACAAAGAGCAAAUAAGAAGAGUGGAACUGAGAUGCUUUCGCUUCUUAGGAAUGAGUAGAAAAAGAAGAAAAAGCUGCAAGGGCAGAAAGAGCUCUGAUUCCAAAGAAUAUGAACAGUUGUCACCCAUUUGUAAAUGCCAGCAAAAUGUAGGAAGCCUUGAAAAUAAAGCAGAUGAAGCUCUGGCUCACUUUGCUGAGCCACUGCAUGUACUGAAGGGUACUGAAGAAAAUGGAAAUGAUCAUGAAAACAAGAAUCACAGUGGCUCAGAUGCAUCUGAAGACAGAGACCUUGAUAACAUAUCAGACAGCGAAAAAGAAGGAAAGAAGCAAAAAAACUACCCUCAUGCUCAGCAAGAUGAAAUCUUAGCUUCAGUAACUUUUGGUGAAUCAGAGGGCUCAUGCACAGGAAAAAUUACACUGUGGAACAAGACAGACUCUGCAGAACCUGUUAGCUUGGCUAUUGGAAGAAUUACUGCAGAAGUAAAAUAUGGUUCUUUUAAUGUACAAGUAGAAAUUAAGAAUGUUUCUUUGUUUGAUUCUGGAACAAAUCUUGUAUCUGAAAAAGGUAAAAGUUCAAAGAAUAAUAAAUGUUGUCAUGAAAGUCAAUACCAGAAAAGCCAGUGUUCAAAAUCUUCAAAGUACCAGUGUCCUUCAGCUGACCGUUCAGCAGAACACAGUGGGAGCUAUAGGGGUUCCUCUAACCAUAAAACUCAAACUGCCAUCAACAAAAAUGCCUCCCUCAAAAUGAACAUUGAAGCAAAGGAAAUCAAAGUGGAAUAUACUAGCAGAAAAAAAAAUCUAAAGGUUAACAUCAAACCUGGUAAACAAACACAGCACAAAACUUGCAACAGGGAACAUGAAGAUACGUAUUGGAGUGAAACAGAUUAUUCUGUAACAGAGGCACCUUGCAAUGCAGAUUGUAAGUCAUCUUUUAGUUUUCAUGAAAAAGUAGAUUUUGCAUUCCCAGAUGGAUGUACACUUAUCCCUCCACCUGAAGAAUUUGCUGAUUCUGACAAAAUGCAUUUGGAUACAAUUGCGGAGGGGAUAUCUUUGUACUCUGUUAAUGAUGGAAAGGAAUCUGACAGCCUCUCUACAGCCUUGAGAAUUUGGGGGCAAGAAAAUUAUUUCUGUAAACAUAACAAAAAGGACUGUGAAGACUACACUAAUGAAAAGGAAGACUUUUCAAAAGAUACAAUGCUUUUCUCAAAAAUAAAAAAUACAAAUUUCCUUGUAGCUAGUAAUACCUUGAAUAACCCAGACACUGGGAAAGGACAUACCAGUAAGAACAAUGUAUUAGGUCAAGAAAGAAAGAACUGUGACAAAUACAAAGACACAGGGCAAAAAACAGCAAGAAGAAGGUCUUUCCCAGAUACUACCCUUGAAGUACCAUCACCAGCUCACCCUAGAAGGGAUUCUGGCUUUUAUUCAUUGCCAUCCUUAAAAGUAUUACCUAAGGAGAUCAGAGCAGGAGAUGUGUAUAACAGGAACUCACACGUUCAUACUAGCUAUACAGAGCUUUGUAAAUGUCCUGACUUGACCUCUUCAGUGAGAAGUUUGAGAAGUCUUAAGUCUUCAUAUCAGUACGCUUUCACAUCAUUUGAUCAUAAUAUUACUGUUUAUCCAUCUGAGCCUGAAGAAAGUCUAGAGGACACUUGUUUCCUGGAUAACUAUGCAGACUAUGUGGGGCACAGUGAAGAAACAGAAGAACCGAUAAUGGAAAGUCUUCAUUCCAGUGGUACUAUAAAUGAAACAAAAGAAAAUGGGCAUGCAGAGCCUCUGAGAAACCUAGCCAUAUGGGAGGAAGACUCUGAGUCUACUGAAGACGCUUUAGAUGAAGGGACCCUAGAGUACAACCAUCUAGAAAAGCACAUUGAACUGCAGAACGAAGCUCAGAUGGUACAGGUCUCUUCACAUUCUAGAAGCCCUUUGAGUGAACUUAUUUAUGACAAGGAAAGUAAUAAUUAUGCAUCUACAGAAAGUGCCCCAAACCAGCUUUCAGCUUUACAGCAAAAUGUUCACCCAGUCCCUGCAGAGCCUGAGUUAACAAAGAAAAGGAGAGGGUCGGUAAUGACUGUGAUAACUGGAGAACUAGAACGAAGACUUAUCCAAGGCGACACUAAAUUGGUAACUGAUUCCUUCAGCUCUGCAGUAAGAAAAGGGCCUAAAUUUGCCUGUAGUAUACAAGAAAAAUCCUUGCUGUCACCCUUGCAUCCAGAGGAGCAUGACAUAAAAAAUGAAUCAGAAAGUUUUUCUGACAUACAAGAUGUGUCUGGAAAUACUCUUCUUGAAUCCAACUGCCAUAAAGAUUCAGCACAGGCUGUCAUGUUACCUGCCUCUUCAGCACAUACAGAAAAGAAUGAGGAUUUCACAGAACAUUCAAAUGUCAAGGAAAGACUAGAUAACUUUUGUGGUAAACAAUCAACUGAUGAUAGUUUAAGGAUAGAACCUGGAGCACAUCAGCUGCCUCAGUUAGCCAAAUCCAACUCUGAUGAAGUUGAAAAAAAGAUUGAAAUGAAAGAAGAUUUUAAUCAGAAUGCAGAUAUCCCCCCAUCAUCAGUAAAACAAAUUACUCAUAAAGACUUGAAAUCAGAAAUUAAUAAAACAAGAAAACUACCUUCGAUGAAAGACACCAGAGCAAGCGACAGUUCACAGGAAGAUGCAAUAGACCAGUGGGCCAGGAGGCGGAAGCAGUUCAAAGACAGCAAAAAAUGCAGCUCAGCUGGAGGAAGUUCCAUAAACAGCACAAUCACUGAGGGAUCAAUAAACUCAGAGGAUGCUCGAUCAGUAGAUCUCGGACUACAUUCUGAAAAUGAGGACAGAGGUUUUUAUACAGAAAACUUUCACUCUGCUUCCUGGGUUUUCAGAGGAGAUGAUGUCUCUCCAGAUAACAGUCCUAGAUGUCUCAGCAAAAGGCCUAGACCAGUGGCAAUUCGUGAAAGAACAGUAAAGAUCACUAAAGGAACUGGCAAUUAUCCUUGGGGUUUCAGGAUCCAGUUCUCAAAGCCUAUUCUUGUGACUGAAGUUGACACAAACAGUGCAGCUGAAGAAGCAGGACUUCAGGUUGGGGAUAUUCUCAUAGCAGUCAAUGGAAUUGAUGUCACCAACAUGCCACAUUCAGAAGCUGCCAAUCUGGCAAGGAAAGGUUCUGAUAUCCUGACUAUGGUGGUGGGAUCAGAUAUCAGCCGUUACCCUAACACCCCCAGACCUACCUGCCGAGGAUAUUUGCACAAACGAACACAGUCAGCAAUAUUGAAGGGCUGGAGAAAGAGGUGGUUUGUGCUGAAACAUAAUGGCUACCUACACUAUUACAAACACAAGAAGAAUGAAGGGAAAUGCAAACCUCUGGAAGUAACAAAGCUGGAAGGAGCAGAAAUUAGUGUUGACACCAGUCUGGGUAAACCAUUUGUUUUUAAAUGCAUACCUCAAAGUGGAAACAGGAUUUUCUACUUCUGUGCAACUUCCAACCAAGAAAUGAAGAGGUGGCUGGAGGCUAUGGAUAAAGCAGUGCAUCCUGUCCAUCAGAACCAUGUGUGGGUAGAUGUCACACUGCAUAACACUACACUUCCACCCUUGGCUAUCAAAAACCCAGAGUGCCUGGGGCUUCUCCAUCAGCUGGACAGAAUCAAAGACAUCUGGAUGCAGCACUACUGCAUUCUAAAAGACGGCUGUUUGUACUUUUAUGCCACUCUUCGCUCAACACCUGCCCAAGGUGGCCUUUACCUACAGGGAUAUACUGUGAGUGAACAGUCUCUGGGCUCCAAGAGAUCUGUAAUUGAACUCAAACCUCCAUCUGAAGAAUUUAAAACUUUUUACUUAUGUGCAGAGAAUGUAAACGAAAACAAAAGGUGGAUUACAGCUUUGAAAGCUUCAAUUAAUAAAUGGUUACCCUUACACCAGGCAAUCCAAGAUUUCAUGAACAGACCACUUGAGGAGACAAGGAUGUGAGAAGAAAACUCACUUUUUUCCCCUCAGUUUCUGUUUUCUAUUAAAAACUCCAUGGUAUAUCUUAUGGUUCAUCUCAAAAGAUGCUCUAGCAGCAAGUAAUUUUUAGUGUUGUUAUGUAUUCACAACUUUUGUAAGCAUUAGUAAAUAAAAGUAAAUCAAUGUUUCCUUCUUUGUGGUAG
Columba livia (rock pigeon) is the source of this 4339-nucleotide messenger RNA. RefSeq lists its product as uncharacterized. The transcript is spliced from 13 exons. NCBI's taxonomy places the organism in Eukaryota, Metazoa, Chordata, Aves, Columbiformes, Columbidae. The record is from RefSeq and is a predicted model, not a curated record. Gene Ontology annotation, molecular function: protein binding. Bases 267 to 4160 code for a protein of 1297 amino acids.